CAACGUCUAUUUCGGCUGACGGCGGCGCCACGUUUGUUCUCUGGCGCAUCGACAACGACGCGCAUCUCCUUCCUCUUGUAUGGAGGAUGGGGGUCCAAUGUUAAUACCGAGGGUGGUGACAGUCGAGUCGAAAGGUCCAUCCCCCCCACUCGCCCCUUCGACCCCACCUCCCCGCAGGAUGCUCGCCCAACUCAAGACCAUACCAAGCGCGUACAACAUUCACCGCUUCCGCAAUUCGAUCGCGAACAUCAUGAGUCUCCGUGGGGCCAUCAGGGCCUACCUCAAGCACGAACUCCUGCGGCGGUCGACCCCAGACUCGGAGUUUCAAACGAUUGCCCUUGGCUGUUUGCGCAAAUCCAAUGCAUUCCGCCGCGUGUGUAUCGACAUUGUGUCGUGGGCGUGGUUCGAUCGGUUCAUCACGCUGUGCGUCCUCGUUAACACGCUGAUGCUCGGGUUUGUCGACUACACCAACCCCUGGGCCGACGGCCCCAACCCCACUCGACCUGCUAAUCGGGCCAUCGACUUGGUCAGCACCGCCAGCCUCGGGAUUUUCAUGUGCGAAGUCGUCCUCAAAAUCGUAGCCCACGGGCUGCUCUGGGGGCCCCACAGCUACUUUUCAGACGGAUGGAAUCGCCUGGACUUUCUCAUCGUCAUGUCCGGAAUGCUAUCUUGGGUUCGUGUGGGCGGUAAAGUUGGCAGCAUCCGCGUCCUGCGAGUGCUGCGGCCUCUGCGCACCCUCCAUUCUCUACCAGGUUUAAAAGUCCUCACCACGGCCCUCCUGGCGAGUUUACCCGCCCUCGGAAACGUGGCCAUCUUGCUAUCGUUCAUUUACCUUGUGUUUGCAAUUCUUGGCAUGGAACUUUGGCGCGGAGCGUUCAACCACCGAUGUCGACUCACGCCGUUUCCUGUGCAGUUGAACUUCAACGCGUCCGACGCACCCAACGCAACGGCAUAUCCCCCCGACGCCAGCUACAUCGCCGCCGUCGUGGCCAACCCACUCCAGUAUGCCUGCAACUUGACCAUUUCGGGGCAAUUGAUGCCGCUCAACGACACGUGGUUCUCACCCAUGAACUGCUUCUGGCCCGUGGACCCGUUGGAAGCAAACGCUGUUCUGUGCAGCCCGAACAUCGUCACGGGGCGUCAGUGCCGCCCCGAGCUUACGUGCGGGUCGAAUUUCGAUAGCUUUGGCAACCCCCGCUUCGCCGACGUCUGGUUCAACGGAUCGUUUGUCAUAUCCCCGUCCCAAUACGACACGUUCAACGACAAAUUGAACUACGGGUACACAACGUUCGACAACGUCUGGAGCGCGUUUGUCGUGAUUUUGCAGACGGUCACGGCGUCGGGGUGGAUGGUGCUCACCCAAAUGACCCAACAAGCGGGGGGGUAUGUCGGGGGCGCGUUGUACUUUAACGCGCUGCUGUUUAUCGGCAUGUGUUUUUUGCUCCAGCUCAACAUGGCCGUGCUGUAUUCUGAAUUCGUCAAAGCCAAGGACGAGCAAAACCUCCAGGCCAAAGUAAAACGGCGGCGGUCGGCGGUCUCUAACUUUAUCCAUGCCGCCACGCGCAAACAAAUCCAGAUGGCCAUGACAUCCUACUCGUCGCAGUUGCAUCCCACCACGAAGCGCCGCAUCAAGCGCGCGCGGCGGUGGAUGCGCCAGCUCGCGCGUCUGCCGCUCUUCCAGCGCACAGGGCUCGUUGUGACAGUGCUCAAUAUCAUCACGCUGGCGUCGGACCACCACCCGAUGGACCCGCGGUUUAGUUACUACGCGCAAAUGCUAAACUUCGUAUUUAUGUGGUACUUUGCGUUCGAAGUGGCCAUCAAGCUGGUUGGGUUGGGUCCGUCCCAGUAUUGGUCGGACCUCUUCAAUCGGUUUGACUUGGUCACGGUGCUGUUGGGCAUUGUCGAAAUUGCCGUGAGUCCGCCCACGAUUCUAAAAGGCGUCAAGGGGGGCUCCUCCGCCAGCUUCUUCACCGCCCUUCGCGCCGCCCGAGCCAUCAAACUGACGCGAGCGUGGAAAUCGCUGCACAAGUUGAUGCUUGCGAUUGGGGCGGCCAUGGGCGAGAUCCUCAACUUUAUGUUUUUCCUUGUGCUGUUUCUAUUUGUCACGAGCUUGCUGGGCAUGGAGCUAUUUGCAACCAAGUUUCAGUUUGACGAGGGCAACAACCCAUUGCCGUUUAACACGUCGAAUCCGUCCGCACGACUGCACCGGUCCAACUUUGACAGUAUCGAAUGGGCGUUCUUCACAGUGUUCCAGAUCAUCACAUACGACAACUUUCCCGCGAUUCUGUACGACGGGUGGCUGGUCGCGGGGUGGCUCGCUCCCCUCUACGUCGCGUUUAUCAUUGUGAUUGGGGCGUGGAUCGUUAUGAACAUGUUUUCCGCCAUCCUUGUCGAAAGUGUCUUGGUGGACGCCGACGAUUUCGUCCUGUACGACGUCGACAGCAUCAUUAGCAGCAACAACGACGAUGAAGAUAGUGAGCUGAAUUCGUCCAUGGCGUCGCAAAGCAACUCCCACCUGCGGCUGGACGGGAUUGCGUCGGACGUGGCGAAAAAGUACAGACUCGGACAUUUCCCCAAGUUGAUCGCACUGUCUCGCGUACGCGCCCUUCGUCGCGUGGUUCGCAGGUACUUUAAACGCGCGUCGGAGCCCGAUUUGGCAUCGUCCUCCGCCACUUCAGAUCAUCCAAGCCACCCCCCCAUCGAACGACGAAGCCUUGGCCUUUUUGCCCCCCAGCACCCCCUCCGCCGUUUCUGCGUGUGGUUGCUGCAACGCCCCGAGUUUACAUGGGCCACCACCGCCGCCAUCGCCACCAGCUGCAUCUUUACCGCCCUCGACACGCCCCUAUACGAACACUCCCACGGCAUCGGCUUCGUGGUGGAGCAAUCCAACAAGAUAUUUGCCGUGUUUUUCGGCUUUGAAAUGGCCAUCAAUAUCAUCGCCCGGGGAUUGCUGGAAGGAUCCGACGCGUAUGUUCGCGACCCGUGGGGUCUCCUCGACGGGUUGAUCGUUGUCGUGUCAAUCGUGCCGCUGUUCGUGGAUGAUGUAGACGGCCUCGCGGGGCUGCAGGCUCUGCGACCGGCGCGUGCGCUCCGCCCCCUCCGCGUCAUCAACAAACUGCCCCAGCUCAAAGUCGUGAUCAACGUGCUGUUUAAGUGCAUCCCAGACAUUGGCCGCGCCAUGCUCUUCUUUGUGUUCAUGCUGCUCAUGUUUGGCAUCAUGAGUGUAAUGCUGUUCAAAGGUGCGCUGGCGUCGUGCUCGCUGUCCCCGUACAAUUACGGGACGUCGGACGCAGCACACACACCGCCCCCAUGGUUCCCCCCCGCGUACCCGGGGUCGUACCGCAACGUUGACCUCCGCAGGGUCGACAUCAUGACGUAUCCCCAACCGUGGACAAAUCUGUCGGCAGAUCAGCAGGCGGUCCUUCGCCCGGUUUGGAACACGACUGGCUGCGGGCCGUUCACCGACGACGACGUACCUACCUCGAAGGACAUUUGCAUGUGCUUUGCGGCAACCCACGGCACGUCGUGGGACCCGUUGGUGCCCCAGCGUUUCGACAACAUCUUUGAAUCCAUGGGCGCGUUGUACGAAUUGACGACCAUGGAGGGAUGGGCCGUUGUAGCGAUCGCCACCAUCGACGCCGUGGGGCCCGACAUGCAACCCAUCGCCAACAACCAUCCGGUCCUCAUGGUGUACUGGUGGGUAUUUAUGAUCACGUGCGCGUUCUUCACCACCAACUUAUUUAUUGGCGUGCUCUGCGAGAGCUUUGUCCGAGAAAACUACGGCGCCCUUGUCACCGAAGAGCAGGUCGCGUGGGUCAAGAUGCAGCGCCGCGUUAUGGUACUGUCCCCCCACGUACGGCGUUGCCCCCCUCGGCAUCCAUGGCGCCAGUGGUGCUACCGCCUCGUGCACCACCGGUACUUCGACCCGGUCAUGACGGGCGCCACCCUCUUGAACACGGCUCUCAUGGCCAGUCAAACGUACGGCCAGAGCGAACAAGUGUGGCAGGUUCUCGGCAACAUUUAUGUUGUCAUGGCGGCGGUGUUUGCGGUCGAAGCGGGCGUGAAAUUCAGUGCGUGGGGGCGACACUACUUUGACAAUCGGUGGCAUCGCCUGGAUUUUUGCGUCGCCGUACUCACGUGGCUAAGCAUCGCCGUGUCGCAGUUGGGCCAGAUCGACCUCGGGCUAGCCGACAGCCUCGUGCGGGUCGCGCGGGUGUCGCGGACGUUGCGGCUGAUCCGCCAGACUGAAUCCCUCAAAGUGCUCUUUGACACGCUGACCGUGUCCUUGCCCGCGGUGGCCAACGUCACGUCGCUGUUGCUGCUGUUUUACUACAUUUACGCUGCGGUGGCCGUGCAGUUGUAUGCGACUGUAGCGCUCAACCACGACCAAAUCACCGAUUACCAGAACUUUCAGACGUUUUGGAUUGCGUUUCAAACGCUGAUCGGGUUCUCCACGGGGGAAAACUGGGACACGUUUCUGUGGCAAGUGUACGACACGGCGCCGGCGACGAACGCCCAGUGCGAGUCUAGGAAGUUCGACGCGGCCAUGUGUGGCUUCAACACGACUGACACGUGCGCCCCCCUCGACGGCUGCGGGUCCUGGACCAUCGUUCCGUUCAUGUACUCGUUCUUCCUCAUGCUGGGGUACAUUGGCAUCAACUUGUUUUCUGGCAUUGUCGUCGACGCGAUCGGUGAUUCCAUGGCGGAGUGCCCUGUAAAUGGUCACAAUUUGGCCGAGUUUGCCGACCUCUGGGCCACGUACGACCCGCUGGCCACGGGCCUCAUCACGGCGGACGAGUUUACCGACUUUUUAAUGGCGCUGUCGCCCCCCUUUGGCUUUCACGGCGUCGACAGCAUGACGCGCAAACGUGUGGUGGGUGUGAUUGGGGAGCUCAACAUUCCAUUGUACGACGAGCAACUGGUGCAUUUCAAAGACGUGCCGCGGGCCCUCGUCCAGCGUAUCAUGGGAGAUGGCAAGCGGGAUAAGAUGCGCGAGAUCGGACGGGUGCUGGACGAUCUGGGCGUGAAUAAACAACUGGAUGACUUGUGGAUGAAACAGCACGGGGCCAAAGACAAGGUGGACGUGCGGUGGAGGGCGUGGAGUCCGUCGGCGGUGUACACGGCCAAGUACGUCCUCACGCGGUUUGUGCGAAAUACCCGGGCGCGAAAGGCAAGGGAGGCCCUAGUGAAAACGAACGUGCUGAGUCCAGUGGACGUUCCAGCGGCGACGGCACACGAGCCAGCAGUGGAACCACCCGAGGCUGUCGUCGACCCCUCGACAAAUACGAAUAGCCCCCCGCCGUCGUCGUCAUUGCUGCAAAUGUCGCCAACCACGUCGACUGAGACGGACACGAGUGGCGGCAAAGUGCACUUGGGGCCACUCAAGAUGCCGGCCAAAUUCAAAUCCCACGUCGUGGUGCCCGUUUGCGACGACCCCGUCGUGGGAUGAAGGGCUCAAAGGUAUUCGUCCGUCGCCUUUCUCUGGCUUGACAUCGGGGAUCGGACUUGCGGAAGAGAGUCGACGUAUGCCCGAUAGAAAGGUGCCAUUGGUGUACUCACAUAUUUUGUCAUUUCUACACAAUGUAUUCGUCACAAAACCACCUAACGUCGCUAUGAAUCAUGGGUUUAGCUGAGUCAGCCUAGGCGGACGAAGGUGUCAUUCCGCGACACGGUGUUACUAGUACGAUGUAGAGGGUACUUAGUAACUUCUUCAUCACUUAGUGUGUACCAUUGUAUUUUCGAAUUAACAGUAAACACCGUAAUGCUCAGCUGCAA
Messenger RNA from Aphanomyces astaci, 5775 nucleotides. RefSeq lists its product as hypothetical. Gene Ontology annotation, biological process: monoatomic ion transport; transmembrane transport. Gene Ontology annotation, cellular component: plasma membrane; voltage-gated sodium channel complex. Bases 80 to 5449 code for a protein of 1789 amino acids. The record is from RefSeq and is a predicted model, not a curated record. The transcript has 10 exons. Gene Ontology annotation, molecular function: calcium ion binding; voltage-gated sodium channel activity. NCBI's taxonomy places the organism in Eukaryota, Oomycota, Saprolegniomycetes, Saprolegniales, Verrucalvaceae.